This is a messenger RNA of Thecamonas trahens ATCC 50062, 635 nucleotides long. Its product is annotated as LZIC protein. Gene Ontology annotation, molecular function: beta-catenin binding. The transcript is spliced from 2 exons. Lineage: Eukaryota; Apusomonadida; Apusomonadidae. The record is from RefSeq and is a predicted model, not a curated record. Bases 32 to 616 code for a protein of 194 amino acids.
GCACACCUUUCUUCGGAACUAUUGAAGAGGCAUGUCGGGCACGUCUGAGACGGCGCAGCUGAAGCAGAAUGUUGAGGAGCAGCUGAACCGCCUGCUCAAGCAGCUGGCGGAGAUUGACGAGGGCUAUGAGGAUGGCGAGCUGGAUGAGGAAGAGUACGAUGAGAUGCGCGAGGAGACGCUCGAGCAGCUGGCCGAGUUCCAGGAGACGCUGUCGUCGCUGAUGGAGGGCGACAUGUCGCUGGUGGACGAUCUGUCGGCGAUGAAGCUUGCUAUUCAGGCCGCUGUCUCGCAGGCCUUCCAGACACCCGAGGUCAUCGAGUUGUUUGCCAAGAAGCAGCCCGACGCGCUGCGGGCAAAGUACGAGGAGCUGGAGACCCAGCUGCAGCUCGGCAAGCUGACCGAGGCCUCUUUCAACGCCAAGAAGCUGGAGAUGCUUGCCGCCAUCCUCAACCUCGGCGGCGCCCUCACCGAUGGCGAGAAGGCAUACCUUCAGAAGAACAUGAACGAGACGCUCGCCCAGUUCCAGAACGCCGCCACCAACCUCUCGGCCUCGGCCAACAAGGAUCUGCUCUCUGGUGCCGCCUCGGACAUUGCUCGCGCCUCGGGCCAGUCGUAAACCCCAUGACUCUUACCCA